Molecule: messenger RNA, 455 nt
Organism: Fusarium verticillioides 7600
Lineage: Eukaryota; Fungi; Ascomycota; Sordariomycetes; Hypocreales; Nectriaceae
Exons: 2
Coding region: 77-328 (83 amino acids)
Source: RefSeq, a predicted model, not a curated record
CUACUCACAAAUGAUCCCACCAACUGUUUUGAUUCGAUAAUAAGAGAAAUCGAAUCUAGAGCUUCCACUAGCAAUUAUGCUAAUUCCAUUGAUUCGACGACCCAUUUCUACGACGUCAGAAGAAACAAACUCCUCCUUUGUUUGGGCCACUUUGACCGCUUUAGCUGACGCAUUGACUCUAUCUAUAUAUGGGUUGAAACGACAGAUGGAGAUGAGUCUGUGCCUGCUCUGUGCUCUUUUAAUGUAUCCGUCCAUCCGCUGGAAACGGCCCUUGUCAAGCCGAGAUGAGAAAGCAUUCCGUGCAGCAAUCGAUUCUCGAAAUGAUUAGCGAAGGUUGACAAAUAUGCCUUGCACAGCAUCUUUGCAUAAAAACGAUGAAAUGAUUCACAAUAGGGUCUAGAUGGGCAUUCCCAAAUUCUAAAUACAGGGAUUUUAAUUAAUCUUUAGUUACGGAG